Messenger RNA from Cyanistes caeruleus (blue tit), 4691 nucleotides. NCBI's taxonomy places the organism in Eukaryota, Metazoa, Chordata, Aves, Passeriformes, Paridae. The record is from RefSeq and is a predicted model, not a curated record.
AUGAGAGAUGAAAUUGGAUUAAUACCCUGCCCUGAAGCCAGAUAUAACCGGAGCCCGAUUGUCCUGGUAGAAAACAAGCUUGGUGUGGAGAGCUGGUGUGUGAAGUUUCUUUUGCCAUAUGUCCACAAUAAACUUCUCCUCUACAGACAGAGAAAACAGUGGCUAAACAAGGAUGAGCUGAUAGAUAUCACAUGUACCCUGCUACUGCUGAACCCCGACUUCACCACUGCUUGGAACGUGAGGAAAGAAUUAAUACUGUCUGGCACUUUAAAUCCACUUAAAGAUUUGCAUCUUGGAAAACUGGCGUUAACAAAGUUCCCGAAGAGUCCAGAAACAUGGAUUCAUAGGCGAUGGGUGCUGCAACAACUAAUUCAGGAAAACUCCUUGCCCAGCCUCGCAACUAAAGGAAACUUGGGAGCAGCACCUGUGGAGAGAAUUCACCGACUAGUGCAGGAGGAAAUGGAUGUCUGCUCUGAGGCUGCUGGGAGAUAUCCAAGCAACUACAAUGCUUGGUCCCAUCGCAUCUGGGUUCUACAGCAUUUGGCAAAGCUCACUGUCAAGGUUCUCCUCGAUGAACUUUCAUCCACUAAAUACUGGGUAUCCAUGCAUGUCUCGGACCAUAGUGGAUUUCAUUACCGCCAGUUCUUACUCAAUUCCUUGAUACGCAGAACAGUGACUGACAAUAACAUACUGGUACAAAAUCAAAUGGUAAAUGAGCAAAACACUAGCCUUCAGAAGGAGGAAGAGAGUGCAGGAACAGAAGCUGCCUGUGCAGAGGAGCAAAGCUUGGAUCUCUCCCGCCGUUUGGAUGAAGAGAUGGAACUCUGCAGUGAACUGAUCGAUAAUUACCCAGGGCAUGAAACCUUGUGGUGUCAUAGAAGGUGUGUAUUCUACCUUCAACAGCACUUAAGCAACAAACUUCCUCUCGUGAGUGCAGUGUUAUCAUCUGUGGACAGCAGUGAUGAAAGUCUGAGUAAUUCCCAUCACAGUCCUGCAACGGGUCACAUGGCACAAGCUAUGGAUGUUGAUGGUUUGAAUGAAUCCAGCAGCAAACAAGGCUAUACCCAAGAAACAAAACGCCUGAAACGUGCUCCUGUGCAGGACUCUCUUGGUCCAGAAAUGGAAUACCGGUUUGUUGAUAAAGUGUUAUCAACUUGUAGGGAUGUGGAUCAAGCCAGGUUUGCUACUGCUUAUAGAAAAUGGUUAGUUACUUUUCUAGGUCAGUGAAGGAAGUGUUUCAGGGUUCUUCUCUUAGUGCAAUAUUCUCUUUUCAGACACAAAUGCAUGUCUUGGUUGCAAGUGCUAGCUAGCUCUGUGUUUCUUUCUCUUAUGAUGGUCAGUCCUAAAGCUAAAUUUCAGAGUAGAAGUCUGUCACUUUAUUAAAGAACUGGCAUAUGUUUUUAUUAAGCAAAUGCAGUUUGUUAUUUAAUCUCUUAAAGAAAUCACUCUUACCAGCUUCAUACCAUGACAUUUUCUUUUUUUUUAACUUCUACAUUAAGGUGGACUCUGAAUCAUUUGACUUAAAAAAAAAAAAAUUAGGUAAAAAAGAAGAAGUUUGAAAUGCUUGUGAAAGAGAGUGUCUGAAAAAAGAAUGUGAGAAACUGUCAAUGUCGGCUAAAUCUGUUCCCUGUUUGUUCCUGUAUAGCAUCAUGCUUAUUGGAUGCUUAUUGGAUCCAGAGUAUCUUUUGCUGAGUGCGAUUAUUUUUGUAUAGCAGUCUUUGGUAGGACACCAGAAUACAGUAUUUCUUUCUGAAGUCUCCAGUUACAGUUUUAGACCUAUCGUGCCUUUUACUGUUUUAACUGGGUUUCUGCUUGCUUACUGAUUGCCAUGUUAGCUUGAUAGGAAGGUAUAAGGUUGAAAUCUUGAUGAGCAGAUAUAGGAAAAUGUGGCAGAAAAUUGUUCAAACAGAUGUUCACCCACAGUCAGAGCUGUAUUUGGCUGUAUUUGGAAAUAGUUUUCUUAAAACAGACUACUUUACCUUAAUUUCUUACUUGGUGUUUAUUUAUUUAUUUAAUUUCAACAGUCCAGGAAUAAUCACACUUGAUACACAUUUCUUAUGUCCUAUUUACAUCACAGAUUCUCACCCUGCUAAAUCACACAUUGGUAACUUGUACUUAACCAAGACCCUACAGGUCCAAUAUUGGAUGGAGUACAAAGUACCUCUUCCAACUCCAUUUCUGAGGCUGUACAGUUGAAAAUAAAAGUGACAGCAAGGAAGGAGCUAACUGUUCCCUUUUGUUCUUUUGAAGAGCUUCAUUCUUUGGUUGUUUUUUCACUUGUUCCUUUUUUACUCUUAAGGAAGAGCUCUACUCCAACCAUACAUCUCUGUUUACAUAACUGUAAAUUUCAAGGGAAUUUGAAAUCAAAUAUGAAUGGUGUAUUUUGUCAUUUCCUUAGAACUUGUCUGUAAAAGGGAUUUUUUUACACUAGUAGAGUUGUGCUGGUCCACAGACCCAGGGGAAACAUUCUACAACUGUGGAAGUCUAUACAAUGGCAACAUUGCCUCUUUGAAAAGCAGACGAUUCUCUGGGGGGAUUAGAUUUUCAAGUUAGUGUCCUUGCUGUAAUUGCUUUAUUUAUCUCCUGCCGCAAAUGCCUCUUGACCAUAAGUUUCAAGAUGCUGUUUCCGUUGGGCAGAGAGAGAAACUAUGAGGGAGGAAAAAAUACAUGUAGCCUUCUCAAACGGUGUCACUUUGAAUCAAAAAAGCACUCAAAAUGUGAAGUUCCUGCACUUCUAAGUAGUUUGAUGAAUGAAGUUUACUCUCGCAUUUCAAGAUGAAAACAGACCACCUUCAGUCUUUGGUAGUAUGUUCAUGAUUCAUUUCAGGCACCAGGUAGCUAACAAUGACAUUUCUAAAUGUACACUCCUCUGUUUACAGUACAUAGAUAAGACUGAUCUAAGCUUGAGCAUCUCCAUGUCAAAGCUUUGUGUCAGAGGGCAGCCACCCCUGCCUCUCCAUAGGUGUGGAUAUUAUAAUGACAUGGUCAUUAGCUUUGAGGUGCUGUGCGAUGCUGUGGUGGUUUGGUUGAUAGUUAUAAUAGCAGAAGACUAUAAUUGUUGUCUGAAGGAAGUGUGGAAUUGGUUUGAGGAGGUUGAAGUACAAAUGGGAGUCUUAAGAACUUAAGAACUUAACUUGAGCAAGAACUUUUACACAUCCUAUGGGACCUGAUGUUUAUUGAAUGUGGAUGCUUCAUUAAAGUAUGUAUAGUAGCCUGGGUCAGCUUGAUUAACAGUAUCCCAUUAAUGACUAUAUGAACCUGGCAAGUGUGAAGUCCAGGAGGCAAGGUAUCUUGGUCCUAGACUACUUAGUAAUGUAUUUGUGUGUUCUGUUUACCUUGACAAAAAUGACCUGUUCAUGAGAAAAACAUUAGUGAUAGGAGCAAUCUCAGAAAUAGGAGCACGAUAAGAAACAUUUCUUGAACCGUUCUUGAAACAUUUCUUCCGUGGAAUGGAAGAGAUUCUCUCUUCUUGCACUAGAAUGACUGAGGCUUUCAGAAGAAAAUACUAAUAUUAAAAUCUGAUGUGAAACUCAUUAUAUAGUUCUUCCAGACUAUAAUCUGGAGUCUUAGUUAACAUUCUUAGAGGUGUACGGUGGAAGUUCUCUGCUUUUGAACUUAGUAUCAUUAACAUUUAAGCAGGUGCCCUCAAAUACAUGUAUGUUGUUCCUAUUCAUGUCAGCACAAAUAAUGCAUUCUUGUAGGACAACAGAAUUUGGUCCUAUGUAACUGAAUAGAGUUGCAUUGAAUUUCAGUACUUGGAAAAGGUUCUGAGAACUCUGAUCAGAGAAAGUGAUGAUAUUCUUGCUACUUUUGCAAAACACUGAUUGCUGUAGUAUAACUCAUAAGUGUGGGUUUUUAAAGUCUGCACCUGAUGGAAAUAUUCCCCUUCAUUUUUAAAUCUAGUUAGAAUAGUUAGAAAUGUUUGCAGACCUGAAAACUAAAUAGCGAAAUUGAAACAAGUCAUAUCUUUCUGUUUGAAGGAAAUGCAAACAGUAAGUUGUUAAAUUCGAGAUUUAAUUUAUUAAUAGUAACAAUAUAAAUUAUAUGAAAAAGGAAAAUAGUAUCUAAAUUGCUUCCAACUGUCCAUGUUCUGAAGCCUCAUGCAUGAAAUGAUUGAAGAAAUACUUAUACUGCAUUAGGCUCAAAACUGAUGUGAAGUUCUGGAACUAUGAUCAUUGCAGCAUACCUAUCUAACCACUUGGUGUUACUGCAGAAUCCCACUUGGGCACUGUUCAAAAACAAAUAAAGUGGCUUUAGGUCAUUGGUAGUUAACAUACCAAGCAUGGCUACUUUACAUAAGGUAUUUCAGCUGUUUCAUGCUUCAGAGAUCAGAGACUAAAAAUUUAGUCAGUGAACAUUCCUGCAGAGAAAAUGUCCAGCAGAAGCUGCAGAAUACAAGGCUCUAACUCUCUGAAGUUCCUUCAAAUGUAAAAUCAAACUUUGUACAACUGUAAACAUCUUCAUGUAUAGUUCAGCAUCUUCCUGAUUUUGUGUCCUGCUGUAGUAUGUGUCAUUUGAAUUGAUUAUUUUUGUUCACUGGAUUAGUCUUUGUAGAAAUUUGUUAGUACUAGAAACAAAGGGUUUCGAGGAACAAAUGUAAUUUGAAACUACAGAAUUUGGAAUAGAAGGAAUCAUGUUUUUAAGUGGUAAAUUCUCAGCUGCUAAAUACAGUAACUGUUAUUUCACUGGCA